Messenger RNA from Rhineura floridana, 1792 nucleotides. Its product is annotated as synaptosomal-associated protein 25-like. Gene Ontology annotation, biological process: exocytosis; synaptic vesicle priming; synaptic vesicle fusion to presynaptic active zone membrane. The record is from RefSeq and is a predicted model, not a curated record. Gene Ontology annotation, molecular function: SNAP receptor activity; syntaxin-1 binding; voltage-gated potassium channel activity. Bases 88 to 714 code for a protein of 208 amino acids. The transcript is spliced from 8 exons. Gene Ontology annotation, cellular component: SNARE complex; plasma membrane. NCBI's taxonomy places the organism in Eukaryota, Metazoa, Chordata, Lepidosauria, Squamata, Rhineuridae.
CAAAGCGGCUAUUUUUAAUUUGCGUUAAUUUUGCAGGCAAAGUCGAGCAACAGAAGGAGGCCUUGGCAUUUUCUGUAGAAUCCCAAGAUGGCGGCCAACGGCACGAUGGGAACUGAAUCGGAAAACAUGGAACAGCGCAUCCACCAGGUCAACAAUGAGGCUUUGGAGAGCACCAGGAGGAUGUUGCAGCUGGUAGACGAGAGCAAAGAUGCUGGGAUUCGAACUUUGGUUAUGCUGGACGAUCAGGGAGAACAGCUAGACCGAAUUGAGGACGGCUUAGACCAGAUUAUCCAAGACAUGAAGGAGGCAGAGAAGAACCUCACGGACAUGGCCAAAUGCUGUGGCCUCUUUGUUUGCCCUUGUGCCAAGUUAAAGAACAUAAAAGACAUGGAGGCCAACAGGGCAGCAUCCAGCAACACCCAGGACAAAGUGGUCUCUCGGCAACCCUGCAUGGUGGCUGAUGGGAAUCAGAUGAUCAUGAGUGGGCCCUUCAUCCAGAGGAUAACGAAAGACGACGUGGAGGAAGAGAUGGAGCAGAACUUGACCCAGGUGGACAGCAUGCUUAGCAACCUGCGCAGCAUGGCCAUGGAUAUGAGCAACGAAAUCGACGUUCAGAGCAAGCAGGUGGACAGCAUUAGGGAAAAGGCCAUUGCCAAUGUGAUUAGCAUCAACGCAGCCAACAACCAAACUACCAAGAUGCUGAAAAAAGUCUGAACCGCCUGCCAGCCACCUUUUACUCCCCCACCCCAUCUCUCAAAGAAACAGCUUCUUCCACCUGAAUUUGGAUUGAUUUGUAUCAAGGUGAUUUCAAAUCAAGCUUCCCAUUUUGAAGUCCACUUCCUUAACAAGUGUGCAUGCUAACUGGAGAGUAAUGCUAGAAUCUGAAUGCUAAAACAACUAAAUCACAGUGGUUUGCAGCUCAAUAGAGCCUUUAUACAAACAAGGAACAUAAUCCUCCAGUCCUGCAUCCCAUUUUAUAUGCAGAAUUAUGAUAUCUGUCUGCACAAGAGACUGUUUUCUGUUGGGAUCACUCUGUAGAUGCGCAAGGAUACUAAGCAAGAUCACUUACUUGAAGGCUAAGGCUGCAGUCCUAUUUGAAAGUCCCUUUGAACAGAGUGAGAGUUACUUCCUGCUAAACACACACAGGAUUGGGCUGUUCAUGUGCAUAAUUUUCCAUAAGCAAGGAUUGGCACUUACUGGGCAAAAUGGUGUCUCUCCAUAGAUGGGAAGUAAAUGUCUGUGCUGCUUAGUUAGUAGAUUGAUAACUAUUCAUAAUUGAGAACUGAACAACACAUGACAGAGUUUGGGUUUGUUGGACAGUGUGAAAGAGAAGUACAAGGUCUCCUGAGCAGGCUCAGUGGCUGAUCUUGAUGAGAUCUUCUUAGUCCCAGCACCUACGAUGAGCCCAGGACAAAGUCCAAAAUAAUAAAUUCAAUUCAUUACUUAUUAUGGGAAGCACUGUUAUGGGGAAGAGUCAUAGCUCAGUGGUAGAGAAACUGCUUUGCAUGUAGGGUGUGACUUCUGUCUGAAAUCCUGGACAGCCACUGCCAGUCAGUGUAGACAGUACUGAGCUAGAUAGACCAACGGCCUGGCUCAAUAUAAGGUAGAUUCCGAUGUUCCUGUUAUAUAAUGCUUAACCACAAAGUCACAUAUUUCUCCUGUUUACGUUUUAUUUUUUUUUAAAUACCGAUAAGUAAAUAAAGUAAAACCAACCUUUAACUCUAACUGUAGGAUAAAUGUUCAUGCUGCUCAGUUUUAUGAGUUAUUUGUAUUAAAUUCUCUUUCAUUUUAA